AACACUCUAAUUGCGUUUACUUUGUUAUCACACCGUCAACAACAAACACACACACACACCGCUUAAAUUAAAAACGUCCAACACCCUAGGGAUUUUCGCCGCUUCAUGUUGCCCCGGUUCAAAUCUCCCCGCGCGGCUAACGUCAUUGUUGUGAUUCACCAAAAUCACCUCAUUAACCGAAAUGACUCACCCUAACGAGUAUUUAUUAAAAUACACGGCGAUAUACAGGUGCUCGGAUGAUAUCACCAACUUAAAAAUAAGGAUCAAGCUCCGCCAAGUGGAAAGUUUCGACGACGAUUCGCCCCAAUGGGACACGAAGACGUUCGUCUGGCAACAGAAAGUCUUCAGCAAAAGCGAAAUCGAAUUCUACAAAGACGAGAAAAAUUGCGUCACGGAUUUGGAGAAGAAGUACCACUUGGACGUGGUGAAGUUAGCGCCGGAUGCGAAAUGGAGCUUAUUUUCGUAUGUCAACGACGACGAUUUUGUGAUUAGGGAAGAAAUUAAUAAUUAUUUUCAAAAAACGGAGGAGGAUGAAGAGUAUGAUUAUAGGAGGUCGGUGGAGGGGGCGGUUCGAAGUCCCGUUGGUCGCAAUUAUGAGUACGACGCCAUGUUUAUAAUGGCGGAUUUUGGAGAGUACGUGGAUGCGGCUUGGAUUAAGUACGAGAAGGUGUUGUGUGUGGUCAAGUAUGAUAAAAAGUAUAAGGUUAUGUGUGUGUAUCCUGAUUUUACGCAGUACCAACCUUACAAUUUGAAAAUUGAUGGAACCACCAGUCGGAAGUUUCAGUAUUUUGUCGAAAACGUGUCAACGGCGAUGCCUGAAGAUGACCAGUAUAAAGAAACCGAACUUAUCAGAAAACUUAAUAGUCACAAAUUGGAAGUGAUUAAGCACCUCGACUCGAAUUUCCACCUACCACCAAAAAACAAACUCCAAAUUUAUCUAUUUUUUGAAAUUCUUUGGGCUAAAGAGUUCGAAUAUGACACUGUUUACGUCCAGUAUUUCAUCGAUUUGCCGCCAGAGUGGACCUGCGUCGACAAAAAGCAGCUCCAGGGAAUCACCCAAACCUGUCACACUAAAGGCGAAGACAACGUGGCGCACUUCGGUCACGUUUUUGACGUCACCCUUGACUACAAUAUUGAAGGCUUGGCCAAAAAAAUCCCCAAAAGUCCCUACAUUUACUUCGAGAUUAUUUCCAAGGACACUUGGAGUCGUUACCGCACCGAAGGCCUAACUUACAAGAACUUGCCAGUCGCCAAACCCGGAAACUACCGAUUCGAGCUGCAAUGCUUCCGGUUAAUCCCCGACAGCAUUUCCGGGCAGCUGAGACGCUUCUUCGUCGGUGACUGUUCCAACUACAAUGACAUCACGUGGAUUGGUUUACCCAAAGAUUACGACGGUUUUUUUCUCAAUAAGUAUGGUACUAAUACGGUUGGUACUGGCCAGAUCGGGAUUCGCGUAAACGUCAUUCAGCAAAGUCAGGCGUUUUUGGAGCAAUCUAGGGAUAGUAAAGACGAAAGUUUGGAUAUUUUUGAGAAAUUGAAUUCCUCGAGUUUGGUCAAGAGUGUGGAACAAGUGUUGCAGGCGUUUAAGCGCGCUCGAAAAAAUAUGAUUGCGGCAAGAAAAAAUCUAUGAUUGGA
This is a messenger RNA of Zophobas morio, 1635 nucleotides long. RefSeq names its product tectonic-like complex member MKS1 (gene Mks1). Gene Ontology annotation, biological process: cilium assembly. Bases 182 to 1630 code for a protein of 482 amino acids. The transcript has 5 exons. Lineage: Eukaryota; Metazoa; Arthropoda; Insecta; Coleoptera; Tenebrionidae. Gene Ontology annotation, cellular component: MKS complex. The record is from RefSeq and is a predicted model, not a curated record.